This is a messenger RNA of Oldenlandia corymbosa var. corymbosa, 2800 nucleotides long. The record is from the annotation of a GenBank genome assembly. Lineage: Eukaryota; Viridiplantae; Streptophyta; Magnoliopsida; Gentianales; Rubiaceae.
AAUAAAGUGAAAAAAGGAAGGACGAAAAAGAAUGCUCUGGAACUCCGUGUUACAUUACACAUAUCGGGUUUUGAAUCAUCGAAUCAAAAUAGACCCGUCUGAAGAAACACAAACCGAAAACAGCAGCUGAUUCUUGCAUCAUCAUUGCCGAAUUUCUGAACUGAAGAAGAUUAUCCAUGGCGUCAUCUGAAACAAUCUCCCAGAAUCUCCCUCCCCAACAACCCCAACCUAAUACCGGAGAAGGCAACGGUAGCCUAACAAGCCAGGAAACGUACGCUCAAGUGGGUUGGUAUGUUCUGGCCCCAGACCAGCAACAAAUUGGUCCUUAUUCUUCCUCGGAGUUGCGUGACCAUUACACGAAUGGAUAUGUCUCAGAUGGUACGCUUGUAUGGUUUGAAGGCGCACCUGAUUGGCGACCACUGUCCUCAGUUGUUGGUCUACUCACUGGUACAUCCAAUCAAAGUGUUACAAUCCAGGAGACAGCCCCUGCCAUAUCCAGGGAUGAGGAUGAGUUUGAGAAGUGGCAAAGGGAGGUGAGAGAGGCAGAAGCUGACGCUGAGCAAGAGACCAAUGAUGAACCUGAAAGGCCAUCCACACCACCAGAUGGCGAGAAAGAAUUUACCGAUGAUGAUGGCACUUUCUACAAGUGGGAUAGUGUACUUAGAAAUUGGGUUCCUCAGGAAGAAAAAUCUGAAAUACCCGCGAACUAUGCUCUGGAUGAUAUGACUUUUGUUGAAGAAGAGGAAGUUUUCCCAUCACUGGGAACCCUAGAUAGUUCUGAUGGGGCAGAAGUCAAGGAAAUUAGUGAUGCUGCUGAUGCAAACCUUAAUGGCAAGAGAAAGCAGCCUGAGAAAUCUUCUGAGAAGAAGAUGGAAGCCAAUAAACCUCCUGAUAGUUGGUUUGAGUUGAAAGUGAACACACAUGUUUAUAUCACGGGGUUGCCUGACGAUGUUACAGAAGAGGAGGUGGUUGAGGUGUUCUCCAAAUGUGGAAUCAUCAAGGAGGAUCCUGAAAAGAAGAAGCCUCGUAUCAAGAUUUAUGUUGACAAAGAGACUGGACGGAAAAAGGGGGAUGCUCUUGUGACGUAUCUAAAGGAAGCUUCUGUAGAUUUGGCAAUCAAAAUUUUGGAUGGGGCACCUCUUCGGCCUGGUGACAAAGUUCCUAUGUCAGUUACCAAGGCUAAGUUUGAGCAGAAAGGGGAAACAUUUGUACCCAAGAAAAUGGACAAGAGAAAGAAGAAGAAACUCCAGCAACUUGAACAUAAAAUGCUUGGCUGGGGCGGACGAGAUGAUGCCAAGGUCUUAAUUCCAGCAACUGUGAUUCUGCGGUAUAUGUUCACCCCGACUGAGAUGAGGGCUGAUGAGAAUUUUCGCUCUGAAUUGGAGGAAGAUGUUAGAGAUGAGUGUUCAAAACUUGGUCCUCUGGAGUCAGUCAAGGUCUGUGAAAACCAUCCGCAAGGUGUUGUGCUUGUUAAAUUUAAGGACAGAAAGGAUGCAUUGAAGUGCAUCGAACUGAUGAAUGGACGGUGGUAAUGUCUUUUAUAUCUUUUUUGAAGCUGUCAACUCAUUUAUUUGACCAUGACAACUAUUAACGCUUGGAAGUUGUAAUGUUGUGGAUCCUUGUUCAUAAUAAGAGUUGGUAAAUUGUAUAUUUUGGGAUUUGUGGUGCAUGACAACCUUAGUGGACAAAAAUGUUAGGACCAUUAAUGACAUCAUUUUGCAAAGUGUUCAAGUGUGUGACAAAUUACUGAACUGUGAGCAUUUUACUGUAUUAGGAGCAUUGCUGUCAGCACCUUCAAAUUGUUCUUCCGCAAGUAUUUUGACUUGUCUUUUCCGUCAAUUAUUUUUUUCUGUUCAAGCAGUGUAUCUUUAGUUGGAAAUGCUGCUCAGCAUUUCAGGCAAAGGGAGUCAGAGGAAUUUAAAUUUUGUGUCAAAUCUAUCGGUUUAAACUGUGAAGAGUAACCUUUGUUAAUGAACUUAGUUUUUGUCAUUAAAACUUGAGACAGUUUUGUUAGCCAGGAGUUGUUUUUGGUAUGAAGAUUAGGGUUGUGGCUAAGGACUUGUUUUUGGCACCAAAAAUUGGGUCGUAGCUAAGUAAUUGUUUCUUUUACCACCCAUAAUGGUGACGUUUCUCCUUUCAGGUUCAAUCAAAGACAGGUACAUGCUAGUGAAGACGAUGGAUCCAUCAAUCAUGCUGCAAUCCGGGAUUUGGACGAGGAAGCGGACAGGUUGGAGAAAUUUGGAACUGAACUUGAAACUGAAUGAGACGGUUUUUCUUUCUGAUGAUUGCUUCAAAACUACCGCUCUUUGACAAGUCUUAAAUCAAUGGAGAAGAUUUUGUACAUGAAUGACUGACUGUUUUAGAAUGGUGAAAAGGAGCUUGUACAUGCAUGGUGAUGGGAUUUCUGCGGUACAAAAGUAGAACGUAAUUCUCAAAUUUUCCUGCGCACAUCAUUAAUUCUUAACCUAGGUUUGCAGUAAAGUAAGACGUUAGCGGUCCUUUUCAUCUCAUUUUGUUGCUGGAAAGAAUGACAUACGAAGAGAAAAACUGGGCGGAUAUCUUUUUUUACACUGCUCAGUGGACAGUGGACAGGAGAAAGCUAAUGAGAGUGUAGAAAUACAUUUUCUAUAGAUGAUUUUUCCUACUCUUUUACUCAUUAUCUGAUUUAGAUGUCAAAACAAGUAUAGAAAUAGCCAACUAUUUACAAUUUUCAAAUAGAAUUCUUUUUUUUUUCUUCCUUCUUUUCUGAACCGGUUUCUCCACUACGAAUAAUUUUUUCACUAUGAAAGAGAUUUUCCGG